Messenger RNA from Pongo pygmaeus (Bornean orangutan), 5224 nucleotides. It is a transcript of the gene FBXL13, whose product is annotated as F-box and leucine rich repeat protein 13. The transcript is spliced from 22 exons. The coding region runs from base 277 to 2919 and encodes 880 amino acids. The record is from RefSeq and is a predicted model, not a curated record. Gene Ontology annotation, cellular component: SCF ubiquitin ligase complex. Gene Ontology annotation, biological process: SCF-dependent proteasomal ubiquitin-dependent protein catabolic process. NCBI's taxonomy places the organism in Eukaryota, Metazoa, Chordata, Mammalia, Primates, Hominidae. Gene Ontology annotation, molecular function: protein binding.
GGCGGUGCGGUGCGGGGCGCUGGACACCGGGAGAGGCGGCUCGGACGGUGCGCCCCACGCGGAGACGCCGGGGCCCGCAACCCACAGCCGAGCUUCCUGUCGCUUCUCCCGGGGCGUGAAGCAAGCCUUCCUCCCUCCUGCUCCUGGCAGCGGAGCACGGGGCGGUGCCACGCCCAGCCCCGCCCCCUGGUUGCCGGGACAACGCCCGCACGCGCCUGGCCCCUAGUCCCAGAGCUGGGAGGGUACUAUCGCAGCUUCUCCGUCAGGCCUCGGGCCAUGGCGUCGCUACGCAAUGCCAACCCGAGGCUGAAGAACUACUUCAAAGAGAACUACAUUCCUCAGGUCUGCGAGGUACUGGACACGCGUGAGAGCGGAUACAGACCGACGGCACUGUUAUGUGGUAUACUUGUUACAUGUCCUGAGGAUCCGCUGAGGUAUUUAGAGGGAAUGAUCAUGGUUAUAAUCAAAAGUGGUCUUCAGAAUCUUCUUUGGGAUAUGUGCAUUGCUCCAUCAAUGAAAUCAAACAUUCGAAGAUUGUCUGAAACUUACCUGGAACAACUUUUUGAAUUGGAUGAUCAGCUGAUGGUGUCAGAAAUGGGAUCUGAAGUAGAGCUUCUAUCGACCCCAGGAGCGCUGAGUGAACUGAACAAGCAAGGUACCUGCAGGACCCACUUGUGUUCACUGAUCUCUCAGAGCAGCUGGGGAUCGUGGAUGACUCCGGAAUUGAUGAUAAAAGCCUGUAGCUUUUAUACUGGACAUUUAGUAAAGACUCAUUUUUGCACUUGGAGAGACAUAGCUCGUACAGAUGAAAAUGUCGUCCUGGCUGAAAAAAUGAACAGAGCAGUGACAUGUUACAAUUUCAGACUUCAAAAAUCUGUAUUUCAUCACUGGCACUCUUAUAUGGAAGACCAGAAAGAAAAACUUAAAAAUAUGCUAUUGCGGAUACAACAGAUCAUCUAUUGUCACAAGCUAACCAUUAUCCUAACAAAAUGGCGGAAUACAGCAAGACAUAAGAGUAAAAAGAAAGAAGAUGAGCUGAUAUUAAAACAUGAACUUCAAUUGAAAAAAUGGAAAAAUAGGUUAAUACUCAAAAGAGCUGCUGCAGAAGAAUCUAAUUUUCCUGAACAAAGUUCUUCUGAAGUCUCUCUUGUAGAUGAGACUCUAAAAUGUGACAUUUCACUGUUACCUGAAAGAGCAAUAUUACAGAUUUUCUUCUACCUCAGUUUAAAAGAUGUGAUAAUAUGUGGUCAAGUUAGUCAUGCCUGGAUGUUGAUGACACAACUAAACUCACUGUGGAAUGCUAUUGAUUUUUCCACAGUGAAAAAUGUGAUUCCAGAUAAAUAUAUAGUGUCUACUUUGCAAAGGUGGCGUUUAAAUGUGCUGCGUUUGAAUUUUCGUGGUUGUCUUCUCCGACCCAAAACUUUCAGAUCUGUCAGCCACUGUAGGAACUUGCAAGAGCUGAAUGUCUCUGACUGCCCAACAUUCACAGAUGAAUCAAUGAGACACAUUUCUGAGGGCUGCCCGGGGGUCCUGUAUCUCAAUCUGUCUAACACAACUAUCACCAACAGGACGAUGCGACUCCUGCCGAGGCACUUCCACAACUUACAGAAUCUUAGUUUGGCUUAUUGCAGACGGUUCACAGACAAAGGCUUACAGUACCUGAACUUGGGGAAUGGAUGCCACAAGCUCAUCUAUCUGGACCUCUCCGGCUGCACCCAGAUUUCAGUCCAAGGCUUCAGGUACAUUGCAAACAGCUGCACUGGAGUUAUGCAUCUUACCAUUAAUGACAUGCCAACUCUGACGGACAACUGUGUAAAAGCUUUAGUUGAAAAAUGCUCUCGUAUUACAUCGCUGGUUUUCACUGGUGCACCGCAUAUCACCGAUUGUACUUUCAAAGCUCUUUCUACUUGUAAACUCAGAAAGAUCCGAUUUGAAGGAAAUAAAAGGGUUACUGAUGCAUCCUUCAAAUCUGUAGACAAGAAUUAUCCAAAUCUCAGUCACAUUUAUAUGGCUGACUGCAAGGGAAUAACAGACAGCAGCCUCAGAUCCCUUUCACCUUUGAAGCAACUGACUGUGUUGAAUUUGGCAAAUUGUGUAAGAAUUGGUGAUAUGGGACUAAAGCAAUUUCUUGAUGGUCCUGCAAGCAUAAAGAUAAGAGAGCUAAAUUUAAGCAACUGUGUGCAGCUAAGUGAUGCCUCUGUUAUGAAACUAUCUGAGCGUUGCCCUAAUUUAAACUACUUGAGUUUACGAAAUUGUGAACAUUUGACUGCCCAAGGAAUUGGAUAUAUUGUAAACAUCUUUUCCUUGGUAUCAAUAGAUCUCUCUGGAACAGACAUCUCUAAUGAGGGUUUGAAUGUGCUUUCCAGACAUAAAAAAUUGAAGGAACUUUCUGUAUCCGAAUGUUAUAGAAUCACUGAUGAUGGAAUUCAGGCAUUCUGCAAAAGCUCAGUGAUCUUGGAACAUUUGGAUGUCUCUUAUUGCUCCCAGCUGUCAGAUAUGAUUAUCAAAGCACUGGCCAUUUACUGCAUUAACCUCACAUCUCUCAGCAUUGCUGGCUGUCCAAAGAUUACUGACUCAGCGAUGGAGAUGUUAUCGGCAAAAUGCCAUUACCUGCACAUUUUGGAUAUCUCUGGUUGUGUCUUGCUUACUGACCAAAUCCUUGAGGACCUUCAGAUAGGCUGCAAACAACUCCGGAUCCUUAAGAUGCAAUACUGCACAAAUAUUUCCAAGAAGGCAGCUCAAAGAAUGUCAUCUAAAGUUCAGCAGCAGGAAUACAACUCUAAUGACCCUCCACGUUGGUUUGGCUAUGAUAGGGAAGGAAACCGUGUUACAGAGCUUGACAACAUAACGUCAUCUAAAGGAGCCUCAGAAUUAACAGUGGAAAAGUCAGCAUACAGCAGCGAAGACCAAGCAGCGUGACCUUCAGCCUCAAGCAGGAAGAACAAAAAAUCAAGAACUUGGCAAAUUUUCUUCAUUUGUUGCAAGUAUGUUUACUAGCUGAAUCUCAAUAACAAUGUAAACAAGCAACAAACCAUCUUCUGAUUCUUAUUCCAACUACAAAUAUUUCCAAACACAUCAGUAGUUCUUCUGUCUAAAUAUCAUGAUUUAAAAAAGAAGCCAGGCCAGGAGCAGUGGCUCACACCUGUAAUCCUAGCACUUUGAAAGGCCAAGGUGGGUGGAUCAUAGGUCAGGAACUCAAGACCAGCCUGGCCAACAUGGUGAAACCCCAUCUCUACUAAAAAUACAAAAAUUAGCCAGGUGUGGUGGUGGGUGCCUGUAAUCCCAGCUACUCAGGAGGCUGAGGCAGGGUACUCGCUUGAACCUGAGAGGCGGAGGUUGCAAUGAGCCUAGAUCACUCCACUGCAUUCCAGCCUUGGCGACAGAGCAAGACUCCGUCUCCAAAAAAAAAAAAAAAAAAAGAAGCCAAAUCAAGUAGUGACUACACAAAAUUUCUGCCUAAAUUUAAUCAAACCAGUAGUUUUGAUGAGAUUAUAAAAUCUACAGUUAUAUGAAACAACCCUGAGAGAUGAGACUUUUUUGACAAGAAAUUAAGAAAUUUUUCUUUAGAAAGGAAAAAGAAAGCAGAGAUGGCCAUAUGUCAAACUAAGAGUUUGAGCCAGGGCAAUAACUUUAAGGAUCUGUGACACUUUUUAAGGCUUUAUAAAGAAUACAGACAUAUAUUAAUAUUUUCAAAGGAAAUGUGGCUUUUCUGUGGUUUCCAGACAUUUAACAACAAAAGAGAACUAAAUGCCGCCAAUUAACUCUGGACUUAUCUCAACAUUUGACUUAGUCGGGGCAAAUUAAAUAGAAACAAGAACUAUCUGAAUAGAAAGAAUGUCCAUGCAAUGUCUCAGAAAGAUAUCUCCUUAAUCAAAUUUGCACAAUGGAGGAAUUCUUAAACUACGCUAUGCCAAAAAAGAUGCUCCCUCAAUUUUAUGCUAGGAAGUAUGGGUUAUUAGUUGCAUAUCUACAUAUUGGUUUUUAAUAAGCUUUAAUCCGUGGGUUUUAGUAUAUGUGCUGCCGAAGUGAGCACAUCUGUGAGUUUUUACCAUUAUUUGAUAUUAUGUAACACUGAUGUUGACACAGUCCAAGACAAAGUACAACUCUGUUCUGACUGCCGCAAACAAGCUGUGUCAGCAAUAUCAGAUCAGCCUUUUAACCUUUCUAUUUCCUCAAUUACUUAUCUCUCACGUGGAGUUAAUUCUCUUUUUGUAUCCCACAAGUUUCAAAUAAGGAUUAAAAACUUAAGAUAAAGCAUCGUUAUUUUGAAAAGUUUUAAAAAGAUUGUACAAAGUAUUAUUAUAGGCUACCUUGUAUUAGCUAAAUGCUUUUAGUAAUUCUCCCCCACUGAGGAUGACUUGAAAGUUUUUGAAAUAAGGUAAUAUUACUUAGCUGUGGAAAGGUUCCUAGGAGUGCGCACACAGGCAACAGAAUCAUUUGAGUGGGAAGUUUUAGAACCAUAGCCAAGAGACAUAAGAUGACAUAAGAGUAUGAUUUUAACCUAAAUUUGGAAUUCUGGCAGCUGCAUUAAAGAUGUUUUCAAAAAUCUGAUCCCUAAGUGCUUCAUGCACACCACUGGUGGAACUUUUGAAAGAGGCAAUUGCUUUCUAAAGGAAUGACACCUGCACUGGGAAGACCCCGGUAAGAAACACACUCUGUUAUGUUCUCCAGAAACCUAGCAGGUUGCUUUACAUUCAGAGCUUGCUCCAAAGCUCUUUGAGUAACAUCCUCUCUUAAACAAGAACAGAAGACACAUUCAUUCAUUCUGGGGAGACAAAUUUUACAGCUACAUAAAUGAAGAAAAGGAGUAGAAAAAGUGAGCUAUGAAAGGAGACCAAGAAUAGGUAUACAGGUAGAGAAAUCUUUUAAGUUUUCAAUGCAAACUACUCAAAACAUUAAAGAUAUUAGUUAGGUCUUUAGCCCUUAAGCAUUUCAUAUUCAUAGGUCUGUGUCCAAGAGAGUAAAAUAUGGCAGCUUUCUCUUUUUGUCUGGGACUUAACAAUAUGAUCCAAAUAUGUACAAUUCCAUUAAUAGCUUUAAAUAUAGUUGACUGCUGUUAUGCUUAUGACUUUUCUGGCUGUGGUUGGCUAAUUUAUUUUUAGUCAUGAAAAUGUUUAUAUAAUUGCAUGAGGGUGAAAAAAGAUUAUCAAAAUUGCCUCACUGCCACACAGUUUCCUCUACUUAAUAGUAUAACACACUACAACCAUACCAAAUAUACCAAUGU